AAACGAACGACCCAACAGUAAUAAAUCAACUCUCAUCUGGACUUCGGAAACCAGAGUAUCGUCGUGAAGAUGAUGAAGAUUGUGAUCCUGUUCGUUCUUGUGGCUACCGCUGCUGCGGCCCCCAGUUCCCUCCUGAAUAAGCUUAGCCUCGCCAGCCGUAUCGUAGGAGGUGAAAAUGCCACCAUCGAGCAAGUACCCUACCAGGUAUCUAUCGAGGUGAACGGCACCAGCAUAUGCGGUGGUUCCAUCAUCGCUGAGAACUGGAUCUUGACCGCUGCUCACUGCAUGGUCUACGAUAUCGCCUGGUAUAUAAUUCGCGCUGGAUCAUCUCUCGCUUCCAGCGGCGGUAGCGUGAGCACCUUUGACUCUUACAUCACCCAUGAGAACUACUCAGUAAACAGUGAUUAUGGAUACACCGUCAACGACAUUGCUCUGAUCCAUCUGAACGACAAUCUCACCCUGGACUCCACCCGCGCCAUCAUUCCUCUGUACGAACAAGGCGAGGAAGCUGUUGAGGGUGCUAAGGCCAUCGUCAGUGGAUGGGGUUCCCUUACUGAAUCAGGCUACUGGCAAUCCGUGCUCCAGGUUGUGACCCUCCCAAUCAUCUCCAAGUCCGACUGCAACACCUCCUACAUAGCUUGGGGAGGACUUCCUUACGGCGAAAUAUGCGCCGGGUAUUCUGAUGGAGGCCACGACGCUUGCACAGGUGAUUCUGGCGGUCCUCUCGCUAUCGAUGGUGUUUUGGCGGGUAUCGUUACCUGGGGUAAGGGAUGCGCUGAGGCUGGAUGGCCCGGUGUUUACACCGAGGUUGCUUACUACCGCGACUGGAUCAGUGAGAAGUCUGGAGUCUGAGAAGCAGACUCUCAACUGUACCUCGCCAACCUUACAACCGAUUGCGAGGCUUGAUUUCAUUCUCGAUUUUGUACUAUUUCGAAAGCAAUACAGUAAAUUGACUAAAA
This is a messenger RNA of Neodiprion fabricii, 959 nucleotides long. RefSeq names its product trypsin-1-like. Lineage: Eukaryota; Metazoa; Arthropoda; Insecta; Hymenoptera; Diprionidae. Gene Ontology annotation, molecular function: serine-type endopeptidase activity. The transcript has 2 exons. Bases 70 to 852 code for a protein of 260 amino acids. Gene Ontology annotation, biological process: proteolysis. The record is from RefSeq and is a predicted model, not a curated record.